GAAUGUCGACCUGGCAUGUUCUGUGCCACGUCAGCCACCAACUCCUGUGCCCGCUGCUUCCUCCACUCGGUCUGCCCCAGAGGGAUGAUUGUCAAGUUCCCGGGCACAGCAGAGAGGGACAUUGUCUGUGAGCUGCCUUCCCCAGGGACCCGCCAUGACUGCUCCAGCCCAGGGGACUGCAAGGACCCCACCAGCUCCAUCCUGCAAGCCAAGCCCACCCCGAUGCCCCCAGCAACCUCCCAUGCCAGGACCACACUUCCUAGAGGGGACACCUCCCUUGUCCCAGAAGAUCCUUCAAAACAGACAAGGGUUCCCAACUCUGCCUCCUCAGGUAAUUCCCCCCUGAAGCUCUUCUCUGCUUCUUUUCCAGGGCCGUCCCCCACCGUGCCGUGCCCACCAGGGUCUGCAGACUGCGGGAAGCAGUGUGAGCCUGACUACUACCUGGACGGGGCUGGCCGCUGCACCGCCUGUGUGAGCUGUGCUCGAGAUGACCUCGUGGAGAAGAUGCCAUGCUCAUGGAACUCCUCCCGUGUCUGUGAAUGUCGACCUGGCAUGUUCUGUGCCACGUCAGCCACCAACUCCUGUGCCCGCUGCGAGGCCCUCCCUGCCUGCGCACCAGGGAUGGCUGUCCAGGCCCAGGGUAUGGCUGAGAUGGAUACCACCUCAGAGCUGCCUCCUCCAGGGACCCACCUUGACUGCAGCACCACCCCAGAGAGCAGGGAGACGCUUGAGAGCUCCCACGACACCAACACCAUGGGCUCCCUGGUGGACUCCCAGACCAUCGAGACGCUGCCCAUCCCGACAAGCGCCCCCAUCUCCCUCUCCUCCACGGGAAAGCCCAUUCUAGAUGCAGGACCAGUACUUUCAUGGGUGAUCAUGAUGCUGGUGAUAGUGCUUGGCUCUAGCUUCCUCCUCCUGUGCCACUGGAAGGCCUGCAGGAAGUGGAUUCAGCAGAAGCUCCACCUGUGCUACCCAGUCCAGACCUUCCGGCCCACGCUGGAUUCUGUAGAUGCCAGACCCAGGAGGAACCCAGCGCAGCCAAAGAGGGACACAUCAGUGGCAAAGCUGGGCAUAGAAAAACUGGGGUUGCCAAGACCCCCGCCCGUGGAGCGCUGCCUCAGCACGGGGGCAGCCUGCCCGGAGAGCCUGCCGCUGCUGGACACCAGCCCCGCCGGGGGCCCCUCAUCCCCCAGGGACCUUCCUGAGCCCCGAGUGUCCACGGAGAACACCAAUAACAAGAUUGAGAAAAUCUACAUCAUGAAGGCUGACACAGUGAUUGUGGGGACCGUGAAGGCUGAGCUGCCUGAGGGCCAGGCCCUGGCAGGCCCGGUGAGGCCUGAGCUCGAGGAAGAACUAGAGGUGGACCAUGCCCCCCGCUACCCAGAGCAGGAGACAGAGCCACCUCUGGGCAGCUGCAGGGACGUCAUGUUCUCAGUGGAGGAGGAAGGGAAGGAGGGCCCCUUACCCAUAACCACCUCUGGGAAGUGA
This is a messenger RNA of Otolemur garnettii (small-eared galago), 1488 nucleotides long. RefSeq names its product TNF receptor superfamily member 8 (gene TNFRSF8). NCBI's taxonomy places the organism in Eukaryota, Metazoa, Chordata, Mammalia, Primates, Galagidae. Bases 16 to 1488 code for a protein of 490 amino acids. The record is from RefSeq and is a predicted model, not a curated record. Gene Ontology annotation, molecular function: protein binding; transmembrane signaling receptor activity. Gene Ontology annotation, biological process: signal transduction. The transcript has 12 exons.